AUGAGCCUGAAAGCUACAGCGCGAAGUUGGUUCCCACCAGGGCACCCCGAAGCCAGGAGAGUCCUGGUUCAUCCAGUCAGAAACGUCUUGCUGUCUUACUACCAGUGCCCCCCAACUUGUUGCCAGACCCACCAGCUCAUCGAGGUCCAGGUGCCUUCCUGGAGGUCUGGCCCUGGGGUGCACCACUGCUGGCUUGCAGAGCCUUGGGAAAACGGGCGACCCCAGCUGGUCAGGAGGAAGAUAAUCUGCCCUGAGAAGUUGAUAAUGUCUUCCUCCGCUUCGUCGUCGUCGUCGUCGUCGUCUUCCUCAUCGUCGUCUUCCUCCUCAUGGUCGUCGUCGUCUUCUUAUUCAUCCUCAGCUUCAGCUCGAGAGAAGAGGAGGCUCAUCCACAUGGCCAGACCCAGCCUGGCCAACACCACAGCUGCCAAGAAGACCUUCAGCAGCAGCAGCAGCAGAGCCACAGGUCAGCCGCCAUACUUGAACACCUACAUAGUUACUCAACACCAACCUAACUACAACUACACUUGUUUUGGAAUGAAGAAACCCAUCCUCACCAAGGAGUUUAAGGACAAGAUCCCUGCUGCCUUGCGUCAGCAUUACUUGGGCUUUUUCAUCGAGGCGUACCUGAAGUUGUCCUCUUCACAUCUGGAGGCCAUAGAGAAGGCUCAGUCAGAGGAGAAAGUGAUCUACGACCAAAGUCCCAGCAAGAGAAAGUACCUGAAUGUUGCCCUGCACACCCUGAAGACGCUCAGGGGCCUGGUUCCCAGCGCCAUCCCUGGUCUCAGCAAGGCCACCUUGUACAGCCGCCUGCGGAGCUAUCUGCUCACGGAGGAGCAGCGCAAGGUUCAUGGCUUCCCAUUCGCGCAUCCGAAGAAGCCAGAGUCGGCAAUGCUCUUCACACAAAAGCAGCCGCUGAACUCCUCACACAGGGCCUGCUGCCGCUGUGGCAUCAAGUACCUCGUGUCACCCUCGGGCGGCUGCCUCUGCUCAGAGCCUUGUGUGUACCACUGGGGGCGUGCCCUCUCCAUUCGCGUGCAGGGAGGCUGGCAGGUGCGCUACUCGUGCUGCAACACGCCCAUGGGAGCCACAGGCUGCAAGGUGGCCAAGCAACACGUGCAGGAUGGCAGGAAGGACAACUUGCAUGGCUUUGCCAAGAGCUUCCGGAAGAAGGACUGGGAAGCGCAUGCGGGAAUCUACGCUCUAGACUGUGAGAUGUCCUACACCACACACGGCCUGGAGCUCACCCGUGUCACAGUGGUGGACGCUGAUUUACAUGUGAUUUACGACACCUUCGUCAAGCCGGACAAUGAGAUUGUGGACUACAACACUAUGUUUUCCGGAGUGACCGAGGCAGACCUGGAGAACACCGAAGUUAAGCUUUGUGAUGUCCAGGCCACGCUCCUUAGCCUGUUGAGCACUGAAACCAUCCUCAUUGGACACAGCCUUGAGAGUGACCUGCUGGCUUUGAAGUUCAUCCAUGGCACUGUGGUGGACACAUCCGUGCUCUUCCCGCACCGCCGAGGCCUCCCCUACAAGCGCUCCUUGCGAGGCCUUGUCUCCCAGUAUCUCAACCAGAAGAUCCAGACACAAAGCAGUGGACACAGCUCCAUCGAGGAUGCCAGAGCCUGUAUGCAGCUGGUGACCUGGAAGAUUCAAGAAGACGCCAAGACCUCUAGCCCCUCUCAGCAGCAGGCCGCUUGCCAGAAGAGCGACUCGCUGCCGAAGCUGCGGGUUUGCACUAGCCGAUACACCCAGACGCCCGAGAAGCUGGAGAUGCCGUAG
Molecule: messenger RNA, 1782 nt
Organism: Arvicanthis niloticus (Nile rat)
Lineage: Eukaryota; Metazoa; Chordata; Mammalia; Rodentia; Muridae
Source: RefSeq, a predicted model, not a curated record